Micropterus salmoides (largemouth bass) is the source of this 2538-nucleotide messenger RNA. RefSeq names its product clarin 1 (gene clrn1). Gene Ontology annotation, biological process: equilibrioception; sensory perception of sound. Lineage: Eukaryota; Metazoa; Chordata; Actinopteri; Centrarchiformes; Centrarchidae. The record is from RefSeq and is a predicted model, not a curated record. Bases 1076 to 1774 code for a protein of 232 amino acids. The transcript is spliced from 3 exons.
GGGGUACACCCUGGACAGGUCGCCAGUCCAUCGCAGGGACUAAUUGUUUUUUUAACUCGUGUAAUUUUUUGGGAUAAUGCAGAUCUGUUUUUCUAUAUUUACAUUGCAUUGCAUGUUUUCUUAUUGUGCAGCUCCAGUUAGGAGGCAAUUUUCAAUGCACAUUUAAGAGUGUAAGGUUCAACUGUUAUUAACAAUAAUGGAAAGCUGAGGCAAGAACAUGUGCAGUUCUGUCAUUACAGAAUAUUAUGAACAGUGAUUCAGCUGCAGGCUUCCCGAAACACCGAACAAGUUUGAGUUUGCUCGCGUUUCACAUCUCCUUCUGUGAUUCCCAUCAGUUCAUUUCAAACUUGCGCAGAGUGACCGCCGCGCAGCUGUGUUGUUGUUGUUUGGUAGGUGACGUCAGAUCCCAAGCGGGGUGAAUUUAUGAAUGAACGUGUGAAAGUUCUGCCACAAAACGAUGAUGUUACGUAUCAUGUCGCUAUUUUAAGCGGGUCUACGGAAAUCUUUGACCGUUCCUAGCCGGUAGGCUAUACGGCGUAUCACGCAGACCACACCACUGUCCACACAAACCCUCCCAUCUGAAAACCUCCCAGGGCCAAGCUCCCUACAAUGGGAGCUUCUGCUCAGCUGGAAAUAGUUAUGGGCCUAUAAUGAAUGAGGGCUGGAAGCCUUUAAACAGACACUAGUAAGUUUUAAGGACUAAAAGUUAAACGAUCUCGCUGCGUAAAAAGAACCAUCUGUUAGUUACAUGUUGUCCACCUGCAGCGUCUCACCUGAAACUGCACAGAGGCACCGGAGGGGGGCGCCACCUGACCUCCGUGUGCGUGUGAACCUCCAUCUGUCAUCUAACCUCGCUGCUGCCGUGGAGACCUGAACACUAAGGAGCCCGGGACCCGGUGAGUGCGGAGUUCUGGUUCUGCUGGAUCCGCAGCUGUUGGACUUGGGUCUUAUUGUCUGGCUGUCUGAGGGAGGCGGAGGAGGAGGAGGCGGAGGAGGAGGAGGCGCUGCGGGGUUCCGGGGGGUGCUGCCCUCCUCUGGUCCUCCUCCCCCGGCUCCUGCAGCCUGACACCGAGCCAUGCCGAGCCGACAGAAGCAGAUCCUCUUCUCGGUCUCCGGGCUCUUCGGCCUCUCCUGCGCGCUGACGGCCGCGGUGGCCACCGGGCUGCCGUUCUGGGUCAGCGGGACCGUGCUGUGCCGGACCGGGGCCGAGCUGGUCAACGCCACCGGAGCCGAACUGGACAAGUUCCUGGGAGACCUGAGCUACGGGCUGUUCCAGGGAGUGCGGGUGAAGCAGUGCGGGCUGGGAGGCAGACCGUCCCGGUUCUCAUUCUUCCCGGACCUGCUGAGCGCCAUUCCAGCGGGCCUCCAUAUCGCCGUCAUCUUCUUCUGUGGUGUCGUGAUCCUCUUCUCCUCGGUGGCCACCGGCUUCUUCUUCUUCAACGCCUUCGGCAGACCGUACGAGACGCUGCAGGGCCCCAUGGGACUUUACCUGUGGACCUUCAUCUGCUGUCUGUGCAGCUGCCUGGUGAUGAUUCUGUUUGCGUCGGAGGUGAAGCUCCAUCAUCUCUCCAGCCGGAUCUCCAACUUCAACGAGGUGAACUUUGUCUUUCAGACGUACAGCGAGCGCUACGACCGAUCCUUCUGGCUCUUCUUCCUCGUCUUCCUCCUCCACGGACUCAACGUCCUGCUGAUCCGACUGGCGGGAAUCCAGUUUCCCUUCCAGGAAACCAAAGAGGCGGACCUGAGCGGGGGGGCGGCCGACCUCAUGUACUGAGGGGACCUGAAGAGGGGCCGAAGCCUUUAAAGGACAAAAGGAUGAAUCUGGAUCUCAGACGCAGUGCGGCGUUUUCAUUAUAGGUUCUUUUUUAUCAGUUUUAUCUUUAACGUUUCCAAGAAAAGCAGAAAAUAUUCCAGUUGAAGAAGAUUUAAAACAGAGGUUUUCAAAGUCUGGGACUGUCCCCCCUGACAAAGCUUAGGAAAAAAGCACCACCAACCCCCCAUUAAGGCCAAUUCAUGCUCCUACAGCGAUUCUGACUCUAGAAAAUAACCCCCCAAACUACUGUCUCUCUGACUCUUCAUCCAGAUCACACACUGUAGGAUGUUCUGUGUGACCUCCUUUCGAUAGCUAAUGUAAUAUAUAUUCUCUGAGCCCCCCCUGAACCAGCCUGGACCCCCCAGAGGAGGCCCUCCUCCCACUUUAACAACCUCUGUUUUAAAAGAUUACAGCAUCAGCUCAGCUCUCGAUCAGUCCGUCAGAUAUUUAGUAAUAUAAAUGUGAUCAUAUUGAAAGUCACUUUGUCGUUGUUCUCUGCUUUUUAUUAACUGAUGUCCUUUAUAAACUUUUAUUAACUUGAACGUGAAGGUUCGACACAGACAGAUUUUAUUCACCGUGAGUAUGUUUUCUACAUGAAAGUGUUUGUGGUCAGGUGGCCGUAGAUGAAGGUAAACUGCCGUCAGCUCAAAUGAUCUUUGAUUCAGUCGAGUGAACGAUGUUGAGACAAAGUGUCAAGAGAUAAUAAAGGAAUAAAUUAAAUGAUU